Lindgomyces ingoldianus is the source of this 1511-nucleotide messenger RNA. RefSeq lists its product as uncharacterized. The coding region runs from base 94 to 1365 and encodes 423 amino acids. The record is from RefSeq and is a predicted model, not a curated record. The transcript has a single exon. Lineage: Eukaryota; Fungi; Ascomycota; Dothideomycetes; Pleosporales; Lindgomycetaceae.
UCACUUCGUCACCUCACCGUGUGAAUUCUUACACCCUUCUCUUCUACUCCCCUCCCACCAAAAGACAGGAGCAAGGUUCUCGGCGACAGUGCAAUGGAUCCUCCACCCUCUUCAUCUCGCCCCUCUCGUCGGUCCUAUCCAAACCUGCACAAUCUCUCCCUCGCCCCGCUCAGCACCAAAUCCCUCGACGCCUCCUCGCCGCCUUCACCAUCCGAAGUGCAGGCCACCAUCCCGCACACCUCCUACAUCCAGCUCAAGUCCGCUCCCUCCACGCCUGGUAUUCUUAGUCUCAGCCAAAGCCGCAGCAACUCCCGCAAUGGCCGUCGCCGCUCCCGUGGCGAUGCCUACGCCUACGACGGCUACUUCGUCAACCCAGACGCGCCUGUCCGCCACCCAGGGGAUAUACCGAAGGCGAAGAGCACCAAUGCUCUACUUCCUAGUGUGAGCUUUGUAGACCAGCAACCGCAUGCUAGACAUCAUAGGCGAAAGGGCACGUCGCCGACGCCAUUGCGUAUGCCGCUCGUUCGACACCAUACCAGUGAGGCCAGUGAGGAAUGGCUUCAUCGUGCGGGCUUGGUGAUUGCAGACGAGAUGAGAGAGUCGAAGGGACAGAGUUGGCUUGUCCGAAGAGAGAGCUCGACAAGUCUCGUGCAACAAAGCGACGAGUACGAAGUGCAUCCGUCCCAUGAUGGACACCACAUGGCAUUACUAUCGGGCGAGCACUUGGCGGACGAUGAGUACAGCCCUAUUACACCUCGUCAUUCCAGGGUGGGCAGUCGGAUAGGCAGUCGAAUGGGUAGCAGGGUAGCCAGCGCUAGAAAUAGUAGGAGAGGUUCGAGGGUGGGAAGCCGGGUUGAUUUGAUCAUGUCCACUAGCAAAUCUCCUAACCCAAGGGGUAGCCUUGAGAUGGACGAAGGCAUGCUCACCGAUGAGGCCUUCAUUGAACCUGAUUUCGUAGAUGAUGGGGAAAGUGAUGGCGAUGAGGAAGAAAUUGCCAGGCUAGCGAGAGAGAGGGGAUUUGGCCUCGGAGGGUGGAUGGACAGGUUAAUCGGUUGGACGCUUUUUAGCGUCGAUGAAGACGGCGAGGACUCUAGCGAUGAGGAACACGACGAAGACGAUCCCGAAAACCCAGAGAAUAUGACCAGAGAGGAACGCAAGUUGCGGAAAGAGGUCGAAGCUAGGAGGAAGAAGUUGGAGCGGGAAGCUAUUAUUGCAGCUUCGGCUGCAAAGACUCAAGAAACGAAAGAGUCGACUGAGGCUAAAGUGGAGGGAGAGGUUGUAAAUGCACAAGCGCUUAACGAAGAGGGCGGAGGAUGGCAGGAUGCAGCAUGGUUGUUGAGUGUUGCCUCAAAGGUCAUAUUAUGAACAUGAAGCAUUGACCAUUCGGUUUAUGAUUAGCAUUUGCUUAAUCGUAGAAAUGGAGCUAGUCUUGCAAACUUUGUAUUUGAACAUUUGAGGCGGAAGGUGCCAGAGGCGGCGAUUCACUCACGGCUUUUGUGCUGGUUUCCGAC